This is a messenger RNA of Oncorhynchus mykiss (rainbow trout), 2839 nucleotides long. Lineage: Eukaryota; Metazoa; Chordata; Actinopteri; Salmoniformes; Salmonidae. The record is from RefSeq and is a predicted model, not a curated record.
UGGUGUUUCAUAAAGAAAGUAUGCAUAUUAUCUCUGUUCCCCCCCGCCAUUAAAUCGAUGUCUUUGCAGCCUUAUUUAGAAUGUUUUACGUACGAACCGGUCUAAGGGAGAUACACAAAGUCAUAAACCAGCCUAUUUCUACAAUGUAUCUUCUUACAUUUUUAUUUGAAAUCUAACCAGAACCACACUGCUGACUGUAUGUCUAACCUUAACCCCAAAUUAAUACCAAAUAGCACAUUUUGGUUUUCAUAUAUUUUUACGAUAUAGCCCAUUUUGACUUUGCCGCUGGCCAUCUACUAGCUAGGUGGAUACCCAUGCCAAAAAUUUGUUCUAUCUGUUCCGAUACCGGCCAAUCCAAAAUGGCGACCGCCGUUCCAGUUGAUUCGGGAUUGACUGCUCCGACAGACAUUAGGACUCAGUUCUGGAGGAGAGCCUUGCAGAGAGGGUCCAGUGCGUCUCGGAAAGUGGCAUCCCCCGAGAUGCCUGGAUCAAGUCAGAGUAUGAAGAAGACCAUUGGACACAGAGGAGUUGAGACGAACACUGGAGAGACCACCUAUAAGAAGACUACGUCGUCAGCCCUGAAAGGAGCAAUUCAGCUGGGCAUCACUCACACUGUGGGCAGCCUGAGUCAGAAGGCUGAGAGGGAUGUUCUCAUGCAGGACUUUGUGGUGGUCGAGAGCAUCUUCUUCCCUAGUGAAGGCAGUAACCUGACCCCUGCCCACCACUACAGUGAUUUCAGGUUUAAGACCUACGCCCCCAUCGCCUUCCGCUACUUCAGAGAACUCUUUGGCAUCCGUCCAGACGACUACCUGUACUCUCUGUGUAACGAUGGCCUGAUAGAGCUGUCUAACUCCGGCGCCAGUGGCUCUCUCUUCUACGUGUCCAGUGAUGAUGAGUUCAUUAUCAAGACAGUGCAGCACAAAGAGGCUGAGUUUCUCCAGAAGCUACUACCAGGAUACUUUAUGAACCUGAAUCAGAACAAACGGACCCUGCUCCCUAAGUUCUACGGUCUGUACUGCAUCCAGGCGGGAGGGAAGAACAUCCGCCUGGUGGUGAUGAACAACCUGCUGCCCCGCGUGGUCCACAUGCACCAUAAGUACGACAUGAAGGGUUCCACCUAUAAGAGACGGGCCUCAGCCAAGGAGAGGGACAAGACUUUUCCCACCUUUAAAGACCUGGACUUCAUCCAGGACCUGCCUGAUGGACUACUGCUGGAGACGGACAACUACAACGCCCUUAGCAAGACCAUCCAGAGAGACUGCCUGCUCCUGCAGAGUUUUAAAAUCAUGGACUACAGUCUACUGGUGGGGAUCCAUAACCUGGAGCAGGCUAGUAGAGAGAGGGAGCGAGGUGGGGGGCAGAUGGGGGACAGUGGGGGGUCAGAGGGGGCGGUGACCCCAGACCAGCGCCGACCCCAGGCCCAGAAAAGUCUAUACUGCACAGCCAUGGAGUCUAUACAGGGAGAGGCCCGCGGGAAGGGAGCCCUGGAGUCUGAGGACCAUAUGGGCGGGAUCCCAGCCAGGAACUCUAAAGGAGAGAGGUUGCUGGUCUUUAUCGGCAUCAUCGACAUUCUGCAGUCUUACAGGUUCAUCAAGAAGUUGGAACACUCGUGGAAGGCCCUCGUCCAUGAUGGGGAUACAGUGUCGGUGCACAGACCAGGCUUCUACGCUGAGCGCUUCCAACAAUUCAUGUGUAACACAGUGUUCAAGAAGAUCCCAUUGAAGCUCUCCCCAUCCAAGAAGUCUCGUGGUGGGGGUCCGGGGGGUCUGAGGAGAGCUCCUACCCUGGGAGGCCCCCCCCUCUCCCACGCUGCUGGACAGUCUGUGGUGGACUCUCGACUCGUCUACCAAUCACACUUCAACAAGGCUGACGCAGAGGGAGACAGUGGCAUGCAGUCGGGCAGGCCAGACCUGGUGCCAAGGACACCUCCCCUGGCGGGAGGGUCAGGGGAUGCAGAGGCCAACUUUUCCACGUCCUCAUUAGGAAGCACAGGACUCACCUCCUCCUCUCCUCUGCUACAGUCAGUAGGGGUUGAGGUACAUAGAGCAGUAACAAGCACAGACCAAGACCACGGUGUCUCCCACAGUAUGGGUGCGGAAGUGGAAGCGUCAGGUGAUCAGUCGGGUAAUGAAGAUGCCAUCUCACUAUCAGACAUUGUCCCAGAGACUAACAUCUGCUUUUAACAACUGAUCUGGAGUCAUCUGAGGAAAAGGUGAUUCUGGAACCAAGGAGAUGCUGGAUUAAACCCAUUGCAGCGUCUGGUGACUUGACUGGACCACAGCACAACAGACACCUCACCCUUUGGUGCUCAAAGGGCGGUACACUUGCAACACAGACACUACAGAACAUAUGAACUAAUGCAAUAUGAACAAGUCUGCCAUCUUAAAGUUUCAAGAAUCGUAUUUAUUGUAUUUGUAUUAUGACCUUGUAGCCUGAAAUGAUUCAUAAGUUGUACAUGUAGAUGAUUGUACGUAUAAUAAUGUAUUCUUCUGACAGGAAAUGUCAGACUUAAGUAGUGUAUUGCAUAUGGGAGGGGAUUGUUUGACAAUUUCACUUUUUAUAUUUCAUGCUUGAUUUUGAUAGUGAUAUAUUCUCCAUUGUUCUGGGGCAAGGAUGUCCCAUGCUUUUCUACGUUGAAUGUUUCACACAGCCUCCGAGCCAAUGUUGCUGGUUACCGUCUAUGCUUCAAUUACUCUAUUUUUACUCUGCCUGUAUAAAAUAUGUAUAUAGUAGUCACGGAAAUGCCUUCUCAUGCUGCCUGUUCCUUCUACCAUCUUUCAGUGAUGUAAUGUUUUUCAUAUUGGCUCUGAUUUUAGAAUAAACUUAUUUUCUAAAUGUU